AGAGCGCUUUAAUCCAAAUUCCGGCCAAGACUUUUUUGGAGAAACCAACGUUUACGCACAGAAUAGCAUAACCCCACCUCUAACAGCGGUAGCCUAAUUAGGUGAAGGGGCGCCGAAAACCCUGCAGAUUAGGUUUUUGUGUGGAGGCUGGCUGGAUUAACCCUCUGUCUUUCUUCAUGUUGCUCUAAACCACGUCAGCAGAUCUAUACCCACCCCAAAAGGAGCGGUUCUUCUGUAGCUUGGAAUGCCAUAGCUGCCUGCCUGUUUGCCAUACUGUAGUUCCCUGUUGAACGUGGACACCUUGCAAUACCGCCUGAGUCACCGCGCGGCGACGCCGACAGAUUCCUGGGCUGGACUGCCUUUCUGUUGAUAAGCAUCCGAUGGUAUUCAGUACAAGAUGGCGGUGUCUGGCAUGGAAAAGGACGGAAUAAAUACCGAAGAUGAGCUCAAUGACUCCGUCGAAAAUGCCGGGUUGAUUUCUCCAGACAAGGAGAAUAAGGGGGAUAUUUCACGCCUACUGACUGUUCCCUUCAGUGGUCGUAUCAAGGGAGGGAUGAGACCGGGAAAGAAGAUCAUCGUGAUGGGCAUCGUGGAUCCUGAGCCCGACAGCUUCGACGUGUGCCUGGUGUGUGGCCCAAUGAGUGAUAAAGAGGGCCUGGAUGCAAAGACGGACGUGGCCCUGAAACUCCACGCCCGAUUCCCCGACCGCAAGUUCCUCCGCAACGCUCGCGUCUCUGGGAAGUGGAGCGAAGAGGAGGUCCCCAUUCCUUACUUCCCCUUCAUCCAGGACCAGCCUUUCAGGAUUGAGAUCCACUGCGAACACCAGCGUUUCCGGAUAUUCGUGGACGGCCACUCACUCUUUGACUUUUAUCACAAAGUGAAGUCUUUGCUCUCCAUCGAAGUCAUCCGAAUAGACGGGAGCCUACAGAUCACCAAGCUGGGCUGAAGCCCGGCGGCAGCCUCGGGCAGUCGGGGGGGGGGGCCGUACAGGGCCGGGCCGAGGCUGACCAGUCUUCGUCAGGUGGCCUGGUGGUGUCAGACAGACCUGUUCCCAGCUAUGGUGACACGUGCAUCACCUGCCACCGGGUGACCGUUACUGUAUGUCACCUACAGCCACCUGCCCACCUGAUGACCCUGACAACCCUGCACUGCUUCAUGGGGGCUGCCAUCUCCCUCCUCGCUCUGAGCCCUGUGUUCACCAACGCAUCAAUUUCCUCCACUCAUGGCAAUAGCUCCGUCUCCUCACCCACCCACCCACCCUCUUGUUGUCGUCUCCAGUCCUCCAGUCGUCUCCUAUGGGUCUAAGGAAGGAGACCCACUUGUCGGUGAAUGGUUGCAAUGCUCAGCUUUUGUGUGUGUUGUUGUUUCUCCCCCCGAGCAAAUGCUUUUUACAGUACAGUUUGUUUCGCUCUCCCUGUACGUUUUUUUUCUCUUUGUUUUUUUUUUUUUUUCUUUUGGUCAGGGAUGUCAUAAUAACACGAUAUGCACUCUAGGUCAGCAGAGAAAAGCUGUAGAGAUGUUCUGCUGUGUACUUGCUGCUUCAAGACUUCAAGUGCAAAAAUGUUGAGUAUUACUAGAGGUUAGUGUCACCAAAUGGGAAAGACGCUGUUAUAGUUUCAAGCACUCAGGAAAUAACUUUAGGUGUAUUUAUUCUUUUUUUCUUUCGAAAAGGCAUAUUUUGUAAUCAAUUAAAAAAAAGAUUUAUGGUAAAUAGCUA
This is a messenger RNA of Engraulis encrasicolus (European anchovy), 1717 nucleotides long. RefSeq names its product lectin, galactoside-binding-like b (gene lgalslb). The record is from RefSeq and is a predicted model, not a curated record. Bases 398 to 946 code for a protein of 182 amino acids. Gene Ontology annotation, molecular function: carbohydrate binding. The transcript has 5 exons. Lineage: Eukaryota; Metazoa; Chordata; Actinopteri; Clupeiformes; Engraulidae.